AUGGGCGACACGUGCGGACCGCAGUGCCGCAGCCGCGCGGAUUGCACGCAUUUCACGUGGAGUAAUUUCAACGGCGGCACGUGCUGGCUCAAGGGGGCGAUCAACGCGACUGAACUGGUCCCCGCCACUGGCACGUCGUGCGGUUACCGCGUCCGCGACAGCGCGACCGGUAACCCCUACACGACAGUCAAACAGUACCUCAACCGCGGGUACGCGGCGAGCGUGAAAUCCUCGAUGCUCGCGUCUCCCGCAGACGCGCCGUAUUUCGCGAGCGUGGCGGGAUAUCCGACGGCCGUGUGGCUCGACAAUAUGGCGUCCCUAGAUUCCAUCCCGGGCCACCUGGAAGAGGCAGCAAUUCAGGGGGGUGCGAAGGCGAUUCUCGUGCAAUUCGUGAUCUACGAUCUCCCGGGCCGCGACUGCAAGGCGUGGUCGUCCAAUGGGGAGAUUCCCAAGGGCGGCCUCGACACGUACAAGACCAACUACAUUGAUGUUGCCGUGGCGCGCCUUAAAAAGAAGGCGGCAAACGUGCGUCUGUCGCUCGUGAUCGAGCCCGACUCGCUGCCCAACAUCGCGACGAACAUGGGGAUGAAUCGGUGCGACGCGACGACGGACAAGGAGUACACGGAGGGCGUCGCGUAUGCCAUCGCGGAGCUCUCGCAGAUCCCCGACACCACGCUCUACCUCGACUCGGGCUUCGGCGGCUGGCUCGGCUGGCCCGAGGGAAUGAAGCGCGUCGUGGCGGUGUACAUGAAAGUCCUCGCGCGCGCGCGGCAGAUCCGCGCGAACGCCAAGAUCCGCGGCUUCGCGUCCAACGUGGCCAACUACAGCCCGCUCUUUGCGCGGAGCUCCCCGGCCUUGGAGAAAUACCCGCUCGUGAAGAACCCGAGCACGGGCGAGAUGUGCUACGACUGGAACCCGUGCAUCGACGAGAACCGCUUCACGGCGCGCCUCAAUGCGUACCUGGGAGCCGCGGGACUGCCCACCAGGUGGAUUGUGGAUACGAGCCGGUCCGGCCGCACUGGCAUUCGCUACCGCUGGGGGUCGUGGUGCAACGUGAGGGGCGCGGGGAUCGGAGAGCGCCCCCAGGAGAAUCCCCGUAAAGCUAACCAAGUUGAUGCUUUGGCUUGGAUCAAGCCGCCUGGGGAGAGCGAUGGCCACUCAAAAGCAAUCUCUGGCAUUUCCCCCGUGGAUCGCGAAUGCAACCCCAGUGACCCCCUGGGCAAGGACGCCCUGGCAGACGCGCCCCGCGCAGGCCAGUGGUUCCCGGCGCAUUUCGCUAUGCUGGUCCUUAACGCCUACCCCCCCAUUCCUGCUGGAACCAUGGACCCGUGCAUGUACGAGUUUGAUCGGCGGAAGAACCCCGCGUGCGAUCAGUUCUGGGAGGAUCUGGCCGUCCAAUACUCCCCGCAGUACAAGUUUCACCCGGAUGAGACCAUCUGGCCAAUCACGAUCGACGAGUACCUCACGCACGUGACAAAGAUCUUGGGUAGUAGGGAUUGGGGAACCGACGCGCUUGUGUACGACGAGGCCCCGAUCACUCCGGACAACCUUAGAACGUUGCUCGGGGAUGGGGAGUUGAAGACCGCGCGCGACUUGACUGUCCUGCUGGUUGGGGGUGAAGUUCAGGAGGAUACUCCCUGGGUGAUGGACUCGAGGCGCAACCCGAAGAACGGAGGCACGAAGCUGUACACCAUCAUUUAUAAUCCAAAGCCGGAUGACAAAGACUCGUUUGUGGAGAUUCAGUAUUGGCUUUUCUACCCUUACAACUACGUCUGGCACGAUACGUUUGCCUCUGAGUACAACCACAUCACAGACCUGGUGGCGAUUGCAAUUCGCUUCUCAAAGACCGGCCAGCCACAGCGCAUUUGGUACGCGCAGCACGGCGACGGCCCCGUGUGGGCGUGGGACACUGGGGCUGACUGGAAUGACAAAAAGUCAAAGAACUUUGCUACGGUGAUGGGAACACAUCCCAUUGUGUAUGUCUCCAAGGGAAAUCACGAGCAUUACCCAGCCGCCGGUGAUUUCAAUUGCAAGGUUGUCAUUUGUUUCGAUAACACGGCCAACGGAGGGACCGUAUGGGCACCCUUUGACAACCCGAAGUCCUCCUUUGAGUUUGUUCACGUGAAGAGCGAUAUGUCCGCUUCCAUGCUGGAUGAGGACCGAGAAAAACUGUUCACAGGGAGAAACAAGUGGAUGGCUUUUAAUGGGAAGAUUGGUGGAUACUUCCCGUGGCACACUGGAGUGAGCGCGAUAUCUUUCCAGAAGAACCAAGGAAGG
This is a messenger RNA of Closterium sp. Naga37s-1, 2277 nucleotides long. Lineage: Eukaryota; Viridiplantae; Streptophyta; Zygnematophyceae; Desmidiales; Closteriaceae. The record is from the annotation of a GenBank genome assembly.